Messenger RNA from Aspergillus fischeri NRRL 181, 2628 nucleotides. RefSeq names its product ankyrin repeat domain protein. The record is from RefSeq and is a predicted model, not a curated record. The transcript has a single exon. NCBI's taxonomy places the organism in Eukaryota, Fungi, Ascomycota, Eurotiomycetes, Eurotiales, Aspergillaceae. Gene Ontology annotation, molecular function: protein binding. The coding region runs from base 1 to 2628 and encodes 875 amino acids.
AUGGGAGAAAUGGGAGACUUGAAUCCACCACCAGCUUUGACGCAGGAUAGCCGGAUGCUGAUCCUACCAUAUGAGAUUCUCUUACUUGUCGCAGAGUCACUUCCGCUUCGCUCGUGGAAUGCCCUUGCGCGAACAUGCAGACAUCUUUACAAUGUCUUCAUGCCAUCGUUGUAUUCUAUAGCCGUCAGUACCAAGAACGGCGAAGGUGAUGUCUUCGAAUGGGCUGCAAGAAAGGGCCGCCUUGACACUAUUCACCGGAUCAUGAAUUACGCACCUAAGGGCUACUUCAACUGCGUUUACGGGGAGGCUGCUUUGCGUGAGGCUGCACGGACCGGACAGACAGAGAUCAUUCGUUGGUUACUGGACUCUGGCGUCGACCCCAAUUGUACACAAACAAGAAGCGGUGACUUCGAGACAGAUGAUUCUAUAUAUGGAGCCCCACCGUUGCUGAUUGCAGCCGAGAGGGGACACACUGAGGCUGCCAAGUUAUUGCUGGAUAAUAUGACUGAUUUUAACUAUGUUCGUUCUCUGGAGGAAAGUCCUGUGAUUGGGUUUGUGCGGGGGAAGCAGACAGCCUUGCUCGAGUCAAUUCUUCAGCGAGGCAUAGACGUGGACCAAAGAGAUAGAGAUGGGCAAACGGCAUUGUUUUAUGCUGUAAUGGAGAGGCACAUAUCGGGUGUGAUGCUCCUAUUGGAGUUUGGAGCAGAUAUCAAUGCGACUGACGCACACCAGGUCACUCCCCUUUAUCUUGCCUCAGAAAUGGGACAGGAAGCGGUUGUUGAGCUUUUGCUGCAAAGAGGAGCUAGGGCGGACAUAAUGGCGCAUGGAGGUCAGACGUCUCUGCAUGCUGCCACAUCGGCCAAUUCAAUCAAGGCCGUCUCUCUUCUGAUCAAGCAUGGCGCGAAUGUGAAUUCGAUUAACCGAUGGCUGGAGAGUGCUCUACAUCUAUCGCUAAGCGACCGGAUUGAAGCGGGAAUUUUGAAGCUCCUUCUGGAUGCCGGAGCGGAUUUCACCGUCCCAAACAAAGAUGGUGACACACCAUUAAAGUGUGCAUGCAUGUGGAGGGCCAAAGAGAAAGUACGGUUGCUCUUGGACGCAAUCCAAGCAAGAGAAGCCUCUUCUAACUUGCGAGAAUCAUCUACUACCUUGCUGAAUGCUGCUAUCUUUGCACAACAUGAUCUUGCAUACCGGCUCUUGGCCCAAGGAGCAGACGUUAAUACACGGAUAAAUGGCCUAGGGUGGACCCCAUUGAUACAGGUGGCGCACCAAGGACGAGACGGCCUUUUCGAUUUGGCGCUGAAAAAGAGUCUCGACGUCAAUGCAAAAGAUUGUUGGGGACGGACAGCACUCUCAUUUGCGACUGAGCAUGGCAGCGAACAUAAAGUACGUUCAUUGCUGAAAAGGAACGCCGACUAUCGUCUCCCCUGUUACAGGACGCCUUUGACAUAUGCUGCCAGAAAUCACCAUCUUCAGGUGGUAUUGCUCCUUCUUAGACACACCGAGGGCGUGGAUCUUGCUGAUGAUAGCCUUCGGUCCGCGGUGACGUCUGCGGUUGCCUUUGGUGAUGCAGAAUUCCUGGAGUUGAUACAUGAGAAGGGCAAAAUUGACCGACUCUAUCCGUACGGUGAGACGGCACUUCAACGCGCAGCAAGCAUGGGAAAUUUGCCCGUCGUAAAGUGGCUGCUUAACCAAUCUGCCGGUAUCGAUGCGGUAGGUAAUGAUAGGCGAACGCCCCUUAUGCUGGCGGUAUACAGACGUAAUGCCGCAGUUGUUAAGCAACUUCUGGAGCACGGACCCAGGCUUGACGCCCGAGAUGAUAACCAUGAGACUGUCCUUCAUUUGGCCUUUAGGGAAGAGACCAAAGGGAAGUAUGCCUCAGAGCCACCCCAUGGUACAGGUCCGUCACGCGAAACCCUAAAUUCCGAUCAUAUCUUGAAAGGCGACGUCGAAUGCGGGCACACUGUUCUUUCGAAUAUUGUAAAAAUGCUUGUCGAAGCAGGUGCUGAUUUGGAAGCGAAGAACGCAAUGGACGAGACUCCCCUGCAUUGCGCCGCCAUCAAUGGAUCUGGAUCAGCUGUUCGCCUGCUCCUCGAGAAAGGAGUAAAUGUCGAGCCACGCGACAAGUCGGCGCUUGUUCCCUUACUUUUGGCGGCUUCAAAGGGCCAUACAGCAGUUGUCUGUCUUCUGUUGGAGUACAGUGCAAGUAUUGACUCCACCAAUGCAGAUGGCGACACAGCGUUGAUGAUUGCCGCGCAUAAUGGCCACCACGAAACGAUUCUAAGUCUUCUGGCAAGGUCUGCCGGAAUAAACCGCGUCAAUCACGCUCACCGAACCGCUCUGUCACAGGCCGCGGAGAAAGGCCACUACAAGGUUGUCGAGAUCUUGCUGCAGUAUGGCGCAGAAGUCGACUUGCCGGAUCAUACAGGCCAAACCCCGCUGGUUUGGGCGAUACAAAAGGGAAAUGAGCGAUGUGUCGAGCUCCUUGUCCAAGGAUGCGCUGAUGUUACGAGAGGGGACAUUAAGGGCCGAACACCGCUCUGGUGGGCAUCGAGGGAUGAGACAAACUCACAGAAGAGUCGUGAUGCGCUUAUUCGAAUCCUCUAUGACCGUCAUCCUGCUUCAAGCUGA